CGGUGUCCAGGUAAAAAAAUCAGUCGAUGGUGUCAUGCAGUCUGUCAUAGCCACUAUGAGAAGGAAUCAGAAAAUUUUGAUAAUUGCUGUAUUAGUGGUGUUGAUAUUUUACUAUCUGUUACUUCCAAGUAAAAAAUCAUCAAGAAGAAGAGUAGUUGAUGACAAGAAAGUCAGACAUCCAGUCUCUUACUAUAUAGCACAGGCCGUCAAAAAUGACACAUUAUUUCAUUCAGUUAUAAACCAGAAAUAUACUCAUAAAAAUACAAGGCUUGCCAUGCAGAAAUAUUUACGACCUCAUGAAUAUUCAAAUGCUAUUGAGAAUAAUGCUAUGCAACAAGGUAGUGGAGAUGUGUUUAAUGUGGAAUCUGAUGUGCUUGUUUAUGUACACAUACAGAAGGUGGGAGGAACUGCAUUUAACAACCACCUUAUCAAUGAUCUGAGGUUGGAAACACCUUGUCACUGUGAAAAUGGUUUUAGAGUUAUCAAGCAUGUGGCCCUGUGGCUACAGCUGAUUGGAAAUCUACCAGGGUUUUUUAAUGCAUUAAACCACCUAGAGGGAAAACAAAGACAAAGAAGAUAUUUCUACAUAACCUUAAUAAGAGAUCCUGUAUCGAGAUAUCUGAGUGAAUGGCAGCAUCAGAAAAGAGGUGAACACUGGGAAGAUGCUAAGUUAAGAUGUGAUGGUAACCGCGUCAACCUUUUUGAGGUGCGUCCUUGUUUCCAAGAAACUUGGGAAGGCGUUACGCUGAAUGAAUUUAUGGCCUGUAAAGACAACCUGGCUACAAACAGACAGACGCGCAUGUUAGCUGACCUUACAAAAAGUGGUUGUUACAAGAAAAAUAAAACGAUGGAUCAAGAUGAUUUAAGACUUAAAAGUGCAAUACAAAAUAUCGAACAAAUGGCGUUCUUUGGUUUGACAAGAUAUCAAAGAGAGACACAAAAGUUGUUUGAGAAAAAAUUCAAUAUGAAGUUCAGCAGAGAUUUUGAAGGGUUAGACGACGAUUCGGAGGAGGUGAAUGUCUCAGAGGGAGAAUUUCUUAACAUGAUGAAAUAUAUAGAACUUGACAUUCAGUUGUAUUUACAUGCCAAAGAUCUGUUUAUGCAGAAAGUUAAGUUUUUGAUAUGAGUAAUAUCUCGGACCUGGGAUCUGAUAUUUACUCAUUUUUGUGUUCAGGUGCUUACAUAUGCAAGUAUCAAAGGUUCAGGUAUGACAGUUAAUCAUUUUUAUACAGUCAUGUAUACACAUAUUGUAAGGGGACUGCGGUGGCCUAGGGGUUAAGGUGUCUGCCUCUCAACCCGGGGUUCGAGCACUAAUCGGGUCACAACCAUGUUUCUUCAUGUGGCACCAGUACUGAUUGGUUCCAGGAAGUGGACGAGAAAGUGAUUAAUAUUUGUUGCAAGAACUUAAAAGUUGUUUGGCAUUUGAGCUAAAAUAAAUAUGUAAAAAAAAAUGUUUACACAUAGAUAAUAUUUUAUUUUAUGUUAACCAGUGAAAUACUGCGUUUUAUCAGCGAAAAAUAUAAUAUCAGUUACAGUAUAUCACUCAUAGAGUGAGUAAUAUAGUUUUGCAAUAAUUUUUGUUUGCACAAGUAUUAUUUUGUUUGUUUAAAAUUUCAGUAAUUUAUGAAUGUACUGUACAUAAAAGUUCAAUUGUCUAUUUUUAUAAGUAUGGAAUAAACAUCAUUACUUCAUGGAAAUAGUUUCAAGUUAUGACACAAUGAUGACUGGUAUAAUAUCUUAAUAUGCAACAGUUUCCUGUGCUUCAAUGAAAACAAUCAACAAUUGCUUUAUUUACAUAUUAGACAAAAAAUAGAGAGAAAACGUUUACUUUCUUCUUUUAUCUUUUUAAGAAGAUGCUAUAUCUCAUAUCAAAGCGAGAAAUUAACUUUUAUUGUGUGAAUUUAUUUUGUGCCAUUUUCUCACUUUUCCAUGUGAUGAUAUAUUUUAUAUUUUUGCUGAACAAACAAACAUAUAUUCUAUUUGUAUUAUACAUUGAAUUGUGUAUCAUUACUAUUUGUGUUUGCUUAGUGUGAUUUUAACCAAGAGGAGUAUUUGGAUUGGCAUUCCUUAGGCUAUUAUUGGUCAAAUAAAUUACUAUAUGUAAAAUAUUCAGGUGAAAUUACUGUUCAGGAUAACAAAUGAGCCACAUCAUGACAAAACUGCUACCAGCAUGGAUCCAGACCAGCCUUCGCCUCUGCGCAGUCUGAUCAGGAUCCAUGCUGUUCGCUUACCAAUCCUUUUACAAGUCGAAAAACUGAUAGCGAAUAGCAUGGAUCCUGAUCAGACUGCGCUGAUGCGCAGGCUGGUCUGGAUUCAUGCUGGUUGCAAACCCAUUAUGUUAGUUUUGUCAUGACGCAGCUCAAAUGUAUCCUAGAUUCUUCCUUUCAAUGUUAAAAAUUUGUACUUUUCUAAAAUUUACAUAUCAUUGUGCAUAAUUAUAUAGAAUUAUUUUUUGUUGCACUUGCAUUUAUUUCUCAUAUCAAUUAGAGAAACAGUAUUUUGAUUGUUAUUAUACAUUUAUUCACUGCUACUGCAAAUAUGUUGUUAUUAAUGUUGGUAAUUUAUAAUUUACAUAUCAAUGUUAUACAUUUACUGCUGACAGAUGUAACUUGAAGUAAUUUUAUUUUGUUGAAUAUAUUUUAUUGAUAGUAAAGUAUGCAUGCUUGAAGAAAUGAUAAUUUUUAUGCCCCCAAAGGGAGGCAUAUUAAAAUCGCACCGUCCGUCCGUCUGUGUGUCCCCACUUCAUUUGUGUCCGGACUGUAACUUUGUCAUACAUUGAGGGAUUUUGAAAUCACUUGGCACAAUUGUCUACAGUAUCAAGACAAUGUGUGGCGUCCAAGAAUCAUGUCCCUACCUCAAAGGUCAAGGUCACACUAUCAUUUUGAAGUUUUACAUUUUCACAAUUAGAGUAAAAUGGUAGACGCACUCGUGUCUGUACUGUAACUUUGUCAUGCAUCAAAUGAUUUUAAAAUAACUAGGCGUAAAUAUUUAACACAUCAAGAAGAUGUGUUGCGUUCAAGAAUUACGUCCCUACCUCAAAAGUCAAGGUCACACUAACAUUUUGAAGUUUCACAUUAUCACAAUUAAAGGAUGUUUGAGAUGUAAC
Ruditapes philippinarum (Manila clam) is the source of this 3106-nucleotide messenger RNA. RefSeq names its product heparan-sulfate 6-O-sulfotransferase 1-like. Gene Ontology annotation, molecular function: heparan sulfate 6-sulfotransferase activity. NCBI's taxonomy places the organism in Eukaryota, Metazoa, Mollusca, Bivalvia, Venerida, Veneridae. The transcript is spliced from 5 exons. Gene Ontology annotation, cellular component: membrane. The record is from RefSeq and is a predicted model, not a curated record. The coding region runs from base 35 to 1126 and encodes 363 amino acids.